Clonostachys rhizophaga is the source of this 1437-nucleotide messenger RNA. The record is from the annotation of a GenBank genome assembly. Lineage: Eukaryota; Fungi; Ascomycota; Sordariomycetes; Hypocreales; Bionectriaceae.
AUGUCUGCCAACGACCAGAGCGACCAGGUCACAAAGACCCAGAACCCCGACCAGUUCUUCCAGGCUAUCGGGAACAAGGUCGAGGACCUUGCGCCAGCCACAAAUGGAGCUGAUACCUCAGAUGAUAGACCCCCGGUGGAGGAAAUCGAAUCACUCUGCAUGAACUGUGGUAAGAAUGGAAUCACCAGGCUCCUCCUCACCGUCAUCCCCUACUUCCGCGAGGUCGUCAUCAUGUCCUUCGCCUGCGAGCACUGCGGCCUCCAGAACAACGAAAUCCAAGCCGCCGGCACCGUCCAGCCCAAGGGAACGCACUACGAGCUCCGAUUAACACACCUCGAUGACUUCCAGCGCCAGGUCGUCAAGUCAGACACCGCCACCGUCAAAUUCAUAGAGCUCGACCUCGAGAUCCCCGCCGGACGAGGCCAACUCACAAACGUCGAGGGUCUACUGACGACCGUUGUCGACGACCUAGAACUCGGCCAGGAGGCGCGGAAAGAACAGUCGCCCGAGGUGUACCCAAAGAUCGCCGAGAUUAUCGCCAAGGGUCGCGCCAUGCUCCUUGGCGACGCAUUCCCCUUCCGCGUCUUCGUCGACGACCCGGCUGGAAACUCCUUCAUCGCCCCCGACCUCAAGGAUGGCGUCGGCAAGUGGGAGAAGCGGGAGUUCCUCCGCACCCCAGAGCAGAACGCCGCCCUCGGACUCGCUGACAGCGCCGCCGACCCCGACGCCGCCGUUUCCACACAGGCCCUCACAGCCGACGGCGAGAUCAUCCCCGACGAGGUAUACAGCUUCCCAGCCACCUGCCCAGGCUGCAUGCACCCCUGCACGACACACAUGAAGAUGGUCGACAUCCCCCAUUUCAAGCAGGUCGUCAUCAUGUCCACAGUCUGCGACGCCUGCGGCUACCGCUCAAACGACGUCAAGACCGGGGGCGAGAUCCCGGAGCAGGGCGAGAAGAUCAUCCUCAAGGUCGAGGAUGCCACGGACCUCGCCCGCGAUAUCCUCAAGAGCGAGACAUGCGCGCUCCAGUGCCCCGAGCUCCGGCUCGAGGUCAACCCGGGCACCCUCGGCGGCCGCUUCACCACCGUCGAGGGCCUGCUCACCCAGGUCCGCAACGACCUGCACAGCCAGAUCUUCGAGGCCAACGCCCACGGCGGCGACUCCCUCGCCUCUGACCAGAGAGCGCAGUGGGACGAUUUCUUCGGCGGCCUAGACGCCGCCAUCAAGGGGGACGUGAUAUUCACCGUCAUCCUAACCGAUCCUUUUGCCAGCAGUUUUGUCCAGCCACUCGUCGACCCACCAGCCCCAGAUCCCAAGAUACAGAGAGAGAAGUAUGACAGAACGGAGGAAGAGGAGGAGGAGUUAGGACUCAAAGAUAUGAAGGUGGAAAAUUAUGAAGAGCCAAAGAAGGAGGGUGAUGCCGAGCCCAAGGUAUGA